Messenger RNA from Pecten maximus, 1110 nucleotides. Its product is annotated as putative nuclease HARBI1. The coding region runs from base 1 to 1110 and encodes 369 amino acids. Lineage: Eukaryota; Metazoa; Mollusca; Bivalvia; Pectinida; Pectinidae. The record is from RefSeq and is a predicted model, not a curated record. The transcript is spliced from 2 exons.
AUGGCGUACGGAACAGUUAUUGCCGUGUUGAUGGAAGAGAGUGGUGAAGAUGACGACGAAGAGGACGAUUUUUUUAUACUAGGAGCUUGCACUGCCCUUUUAUCAAGGGAGAAAAGGUCAAGAAUAUCGGGAUAUGUGGAUAUGGUUGUUCCAGAGUACAAUAAAACUGAAUUCAGAAGAAUGUUUCGGAUGUCACCUCAAACAUUUGAUAUCUUAUCUGGGUACUUGGAAAACUGCCCAGAGCUUCAGAAAGAAGGAACUGGUGGGAAAGUGCCGGUAUCUGUUAGGACACAAUUGUUACUGACAUUGUGGUAUGUAGGCGGACUGGAUACAAUCAUUAAGAUAGCAGAUAGGUUUGGGCUGUCUGAAUCAACAGUCAUCUUGUCAAGAACGCGCAUAAUUGGUGCUAUACUUCACCAUUUAAAGGAAAGGUUUAUUUGUUGGCCUGUAAAUCAACAAGAUGUUGUUACCAAGUUUGUCCAAAGGAAUGGGUUUCCAGGCAUUAUAGGAGCCUUAGAUGGGACACAUAUACGAAUUAAAGCACCACAACUUCACCCUCAGUCAUAUGUAAACAGAAAAAACUUUCACUCUAUUCAGUUACAGGCUGUAUGUAACAGUGAUAUGAUGUUCACUCACUGUAUGGCAGGUUUUCCUGGCAAGUGUCAUGAUGCUCGGGUUCUCAAAAACUCGGAUUUAUGGGAUGAUGGACUACAUUUGUGUCAGAAUAAUCAUAUUAUCGCAGAUGCAGCCUAUCCAUUACGCAGAUGGCUGUUGACGCCUUAUCGUGACAAUGGUCACUUAACACAGGAACAAAAAAACUAUAAUUACAAACAUUCAGCCAACAGAGUUGUCAUUGAAAUGGCAUUCAGUCUAUUAAAAGGGCGUUUUAGAAGACUUCAAAACCUGGAAACAAACAAGGUUGAAACAUCUGUUAAUGUUAUAAUGGCUUGUUGUGUUUUACACAAUGUUUGUCUAGCUGAGGAAGAUGAAAUUGACGAGUUUCUACAAGAGGAAGAUGGAGAUGAUAAUCCUGCUCCCCAUCCUGUAUUUAUAGAAAACAAUGGUGAAGGUCUAAUUAAAAGGAAUGCAAUUGCUAGGAAUCUUCAUUAA